AUGUUCAAGCGAUUUACAGAACGGGCCAGACGGGUAAUUAUCCUCGCCAGAGAAGAAGCGGAGCGCCAUCACCACGAGUAUCUGGGGCCCGAGCACAUCUUGCUGGGCAUGCUGAAAGACGGGGGUGGCAUUGCCAUUACCGUGCUGCAGAAGGCCGGCUUGAGCAUUGAUCACGUUCGGAUGGAAAUCGAGCGCCACCUGCCGCGUAAUGCCAACGCGCUGAUCGUCGGCGAGAUUCCGUUCACUCCGAAAGCCAAGAAGGUGCUGGAGUACGGUGUGGAAGAAGCCCGCCUCAUGGGCCACAACUACAUCGGUACCGAGCACCUGCUCCUUGGCCUCCUCAAGGAAAAAGAGGGCAUUGGUGCCAAGGUGCUGAAUAAUCUGGGUAUCCGUCUCGUCGAAACGCGUGAAAAGAUUCUCAACCUGCUGCAGGAACCCACGACGAAGACCAAGGAAAAAAGUAAGACCCCGGCGCUGGACGAAUUCGGCCGCGACCUCACCGAGUUGGGCCAGAACGGCAAGCUUGACCCGGUCAUCGGGCGCGAGAACGAGAUUGAGCGCGUGGUGCAAAUCCUGAGCCGGCGGACCAAGAACAACCCGGUGCUCAUCGGCGAGCCCGGUGUCGGCAAGACGGCGAUCGUGGAGGGGCUGGCGCAGCGUAUCGUCAACCGCGAGGUGCCGCAGUUGCUGUUUGACCGCCGCGUGGUGGCUCUUGAUCUCGGGGGCAUUGGUGGCCGGCACGAAGUAUCGUGGCCAGUUCGAAGCGCGCAUGAAGGCGAUCAUGAAAGAAAUCGUGCAGGCGGAAAACAUCAUCAUUUUUAUCGAUGA
This is a messenger RNA of Geodia barretti, 828 nucleotides long. Lineage: Eukaryota; Metazoa; Porifera; Demospongiae; Tetractinellida; Geodiidae. The record is from the annotation of a GenBank genome assembly.